AUGCAAGUUUCAGCUGGAGGCCUAUCAGGGGUCAGUCAGCACUAUUCCAGUCAGCCAGAGGGUUCGCAGACCAAAGCCCCAAAUUAUGGUGGUUACUCGAUUUUGUCCGUUUAUGUUCAGCGUUCGAUGCUAGACAGUGGAUGUUUUGAGUGUGGUGAUAUAGGGCAUUUCAAGAGGAAUAGUCCCAGAGUUAGGCAAGGUGGUCAGGAUACUCAAUUUCAGGCUUCCCGAGCCCCAGCAUCAGGUAGAAGGAGAGGAUCUUAUGGUGGGAACCGUGCUCAAUCUGGGUGUGGCGGUCACACAGCUGGUGAAGGUGGCCCCCAGCCUAACCGAGGCAGGUUUCAGUCUGGUAGAGGUGGUAAUCAGUCCGGCAGGGGCGGAGCUCAGACAGGGCAGGUUGAUCGCAAUGGUUCACAGGCUAUUGGCGAACGGGUUCAUUUUUAUGCCUUUCCUUGCAGGAUAGAGGCUGAGGGCUCUGAUGCAGUUAUUACAGGUGAUGUUUUGAUGCAAGAAAAUAAGGUGAUUGCCUAUGCCUCCAGGCAGCUGAAGGUAGCGGAGAUGGAUGGAAUUGCUGAAGGAUUACGACAUUACCAUCUUGUAUCAUCCUGGCAAGGCCAAUGUGGUGGCAGAUGCCUUGAGCAGGAAAUCAGCUAG
Lycium ferocissimum is the source of this 654-nucleotide messenger RNA. RefSeq lists its product as uncharacterized. The record is from RefSeq and is a predicted model, not a curated record. The transcript has 3 exons. The coding region runs from base 1 to 654 and encodes 217 amino acids. NCBI's taxonomy places the organism in Eukaryota, Viridiplantae, Streptophyta, Magnoliopsida, Solanales, Solanaceae.